Molecule: messenger RNA, 1387 nt
Organism: Eurytemora carolleeae
Lineage: Eukaryota; Metazoa; Arthropoda; Copepoda; Calanoida; Temoridae
Exons: 21
Coding region: 161-1387 (408 amino acids)
Biological process (GO): sodium ion transmembrane transport
Cellular component (GO): membrane
Molecular function (GO): ligand-gated sodium channel activity
Source: RefSeq, a predicted model, not a curated record
CUGUUGUUGCAGCCAUUCAGAAGAAGAGAACGGUUCUAAUGUGUACAGAAGUGUUUUCUGGUCAAUAAUAGUCUUCGCUUCAGUUGUAUCGGGGGGAUUCUUUCUACACGACAAUACUAGCGAGUUCUUAAAAAGUACAGUACAAACCACCCUGGACAGUAUGGUUCCACUCUCACAGGUUUUGUUUCCCAGUGUAGUGGUGUGUAAUAUUAACCAGAUCAGAAAAUCUUUAUUCAAUGAAUUAGGUUUCUAUGAAAAUGAAACCUUGGUGAGAAUUAUGUACGAGGAUUUCAUCAAAGGCACAAAGGAUAAUUCUGACAACUCUACGUAUACAGGGCUUGGAACAGAAAAUGAUGAACAGCAUGAUUUAAAACGGAAAGAAUUUUACGAGGUUUUGAAGAACUAUUUGCUAGUACGAAACAUUAGUAUCAACAAAUCCAUUAUUUGGCUUUCUCAUCAGUCUUGUGAUGAUAUGUUCCUAUAUUCUAAAUGGAACGGGUCAACAACCUACAACCAUGCUGAGAACAAAAGAGAUUUUGGAACAGAUUACGGCAUUUGUUGCUGGUACACCCCUCAACUUAACUUCAGUGCUAUACCCUACGGGCCUGAGACAGACUGGAACUAUUGGUUUGGAACUGUCACUAAGGGCGCUAAAACUGGAAAAGAUAAUGGAUUUUCUGUACUAUUUGACGUGGAAUCCUUUGAUUACGGUUACUAUGAUGAAGGAAGCGAAGGAUUAAAGGUAGCUAUAACCCACCAUCUUGAUAUGCCAAUUAUGAGACAAAGAGCUUUUCAUGUCGCUCCAGGAACCGAAAAUCAAAUUCCCAUCACUCCUACACUUUACACUGCAAACCCACAGGUGUUAAACCGGUUCACCCCCUCACAAAGAGAUUGUUAUCAAGAGCAUGAAAUAGAUCUGAUGUAUCUGCCAAAAUCUCAUGGGUACAGGUAUGAGAUGUCCAACUGUUUGUUUGAAGCUGCUUUUGAGAAAAUACUUGAAGAUUGUAAAUGCGCCCCAGGGUUUCAUAAUGAAGGUGGAGCUGACGCCAUGCAGAAGUACGAAGUUUGCAAAGGUUCUGAGCUAGCCUGCUCUAAUGAGAUACUAAAUAGGAUGGGUCAAUACAAUAUGGUAAUGGAUACUGUGGAUAAUAUAACAAAGGAAUGUUUGAGUAAUUGUGAGGAUCAGACAAACGAUCUUUUUGUAACUACGAGUCUUUACCCUAACAGGAAAACUUUUAAGGAUAGAGAGGAGUUUUGUAUUCUAGGUAAAUAUGGUAUAAAAACUGAAUUCAUUCGACACUUUAUAGCUUUCGGAACUCAACACCACUUGUAUAAUUGUUGCUUGAUCCGAACCAGUACAACCAUUUACAAGUACAGACCAGUAUAG